Messenger RNA from Symsagittifera roscoffensis, 775 nucleotides. Its product is annotated as aquaporin-5-like. Gene Ontology annotation, molecular function: water channel activity. The record is from RefSeq and is a predicted model, not a curated record. Gene Ontology annotation, cellular component: plasma membrane. Lineage: Eukaryota; Metazoa; Xenacoelomorpha; Acoela; Convolutidae. Gene Ontology annotation, biological process: transmembrane transport; water transport.
UCGCUUCUAUAACUGAAGUCGAAAUUCCUAUCUGAAAAUACUAUGACUCGUUUAGAGAUUCUUAUCUGAAAAUUACAACUCGGAAUUUGGUCAAAUUUAUCUGAAAAUUCUGAACCAAACAGACUUCUAAAAGACAAACCGGCUGUACUUGUUGAUCAUUUAAGAUAUCUUAUGUAUAAAAGCAUAUCAUCUCGCAAAAAUAUGACUUGGUCUUUUUGGUUUCAACUUAAUCAAAUCAUGGUUUGUUUUUCUACCAAUAAAUUCUGCUGUAAAAGGGGCCUUACUAAUAAAUUACACCUUUGAGUCUGCGGUUAAUUCUCAUUUGCAAACGAAAUCAUUUUGACGAUCAGAGAUUAGUAAAAGAUCAGUUAUUAGAUAAAUAUUGCAAUUGGUUUUAUCGAAUUUUGGAAGUUUAUUUAACUAACCUGUGAUAAGAAUAGGGGAGCGGGUGGUUGUAAUAAAUCAACUGGACUUGCCAUCGUCCGAUCAUUUGCCCUGAUAAUUUUCACCUCAGCAAGUUGGUUGUUCUAUUAGUUUUAAAAAGUUGAAGCGACAAACGUUAACAAUGGGAAGAGAAGGAUUUCCAUUCAAGGAUUACAGUCUGGGGACGGAGGACAUCCGCAACUUCCAUUUUUGGAAGGGGGUGAUUGGAGAGGGAAUUGCCACCAUGUUUCUGGUGCUGUCUGUACUCACAGGGGGGACUUACGGGACCGGAACUGCCCCCGCCUACGGAUACGCACUAGCAUUCGGAUUCUCUGUGCUCACAUUAGUAUAC